UUUAAGGUAAAUUAGUGAAAAGUUGUUCGAAAUUCGGAGGUCUUGUCGCACAUCGCACACUUCAUCGACAUUGGAAAAAAGCGAAAGCGAAGAAAGAGGGAAACUAGAAGGCAAACAGGAAAAUUGGUGCGUACUGUUUUUUCGAGUUUGGCUUGGUAUCCGAUAGAGGCGACAGUAUCGCCGCAAGUUGUGACGUCACAAACAACGAUCAGUCACUUCGCACGAGAAAAAUAUGUCGGCGUGCUGAACGAACGAACAAGUGAUUAUUGUCUGUUGUGUGAACUGAAUACGCGGUUCGAUUGAAAUUGUUAAAGCAAUUCAUCGUACCAAGUCGUACCCAUCAUGUCGCACUUAAUCGGCAUGGGGAAACCGGACUACAUCGUCGGUGGUAAAUAUCGUCUCAUCAGGAAGAUUGGAAGCGGAUCCUUCGGUGACAUCUAUUUGGGCAUCAAUGUCACAAACGGAGAGGAGGUGGCAGUAAAAUUAGAACAGAUCAGGGCCAGACACCCCCAACUUCUUUAUGAGAGCAAACUUUACAAAAUUUUGCAUGGUGGUAUUGGAAUUCCACACAUCAGAUACUAUGGGACGGAGAAGGAAUACAACGUGCUGGUGAUGGAUUUGUUGGGACCAUCACUCGAAGAUCUCUUCAAUUUUUGCAAUCGACGCUUCACCAUUAAAACGGUGCUGAUGUUGGCCGAUCAGAUGAUCGGUCGCGUCGAAUACGUACACUGCAAAUCGUUCAUCCAUCGUGACAUCAAGCCGGACAACUUCCUCAUGGGCAUCGGUCGCCACUGCAACAAGUUGUUCCUGAUCGACUUCGGACUGGCGAAAAAGUUCCGCGACGCACGCACCCGUAUGCACAUAGCAUACCGCGAGGACAAGAAUCUGACGGGCACGGCCCGUUAUGCCUCGAUCAACGCCCACCUGGGAAUCGAGCAGUCCCGUCGCGACGACAUGGAGUCCCUCGGCUACGUGCUCAUGUACUUCAACCGGGGCAGCUUGCCGUGGCAGGGUCUGAAGGCGGCGACCAAGAAACAAAAGUACGAAAAGAUCAGCGAGAAAAAGAUGUCGACGCCGGUCGAGGUGCUGUGCAAGGGUUUCCCAGCCGAGUUCUCGAUGUACCUGAACUAUUGCCGCGGGCUGCGUUUCGAAGAGGCGCCCGACUACAUGUACCUCCGUCAGUUGUUCCGCAUCCUGUUCCGCACGCUCAACCACCAAUAUGACUACACGUUCGACUGGACGAUGCUGAAACAGAAGGGGGUGACGUCGGCGGGAAGCGGCGCCGUCGGCACGUCCGCCCAACCGCAGACAAGUCAGACACUCGCCCAACAGCCAGCGAACCGCGAGAAAAAAGACGAUGAAAAGAACAAGCAGAACUCUGCUAAAGGUAACCGUUAACGUGGCGCGCUUGGCUAAAAAAGCGCACCGACUACUGGACUCUUGAUCCAACUUCGUUGUUUGGUUGGUCAGUCACACCUCCUCAAAGAGGACGUCUGACUCUUUUAUAUAUAAAAUUAAAUUUUUAUUGUAAGUGAGCAUAUAUACGAAUUAUAAUUUAACUUUGAUCUAUCCGUCGUUUAAUGCGGUAAUUGUAUAAAAAUUAUAUGGAUAAAAAUCACAAUAAAAAUUGAUUGGUCGGUCGGUCGGUCUGUUGGUUUGUUCGUCGGUUGGCCGAGGGAGGAAGGGGCGGUCUUGGUCUGCUCCAGUCCAUCUCCACACCUCCUCCUCCUCCACCUCACUGCCACAUACACACACUACGACCGCCGCCGUCAUCAUCCAACAUCAACAUCAAUAUCAACAUCAACAUCAACAACAUCAACACAACAACAAAACGUAUGAAUUUCUGUGUGACGUGAGCGAGUGAAUGCAAGUCAGGCUGUAUUAUUUAAACUAUAUUAUAAUAAUUAUAAGGCGUAGAUUGUAAAAAAUGAACAUGAUUGAAGAGGGGAAGGAAGAAUUGUCGCGCGGAUACUCGGAUGAUAAGUGAGUACUGUAAUAUUAGUAAAAAGAAGGAAAAUUAAAAAAGUACGUGUGUCUGUGUGUGUGACAAGACGUUUCGCCACCUUCACCUACGUUGUUUUUUAAUGUAUUCAAAACGGUGUUAUUGUAUUUGUUUAUCGAUCGCGAUCAGAAAUCUAUAUUAAAUAUAGGAUUGAACGGACGCAGUCCGGUCUCGUGCCGGUACCUGCUGCUGCUGCCGCUGUGAUUCAACCGUUUCUUCAAUUCUCCGAUUGAUUCGCUGAUUUCGUCUCUGUUUUCGUUUCGUUUCGAGAGCCGCUCUUUCAUUUCAUUUUAAUCGACCAUCGAUCAGUGUGAAAUAGAUUGUUAACUCUGAUCUUACCUGUGACAAUUGUUCUGAAUUGUCUUUGGCGUUGUUUCUUAUUAUUCUUACUACUACUACUCUUAUUAUUAACAUCCCGUAAAGUUUAAUGUAUAAAAAAUAAUACAUGAUAAAUCAGUGUGUGUACUAUUAUUAUUAUUAUUAUUAUUAUAUGCCAAUUUAUAACUUUAGGUUUAUUAUUGUUAUUUGUGUAAUAUGAUUUUUCUCAUUUAUGUUUAGUAACACUAUUUACGGAAUAGUUUCAUUUUGGCUGAGACGCCGUUAAUUUUAGUUUAACAGUGUUCCAAGAGGUAUUGCGAUAAUAAAAAAACAUAAAAGCCACAA
Messenger RNA from Aethina tumida (small hive beetle), 2665 nucleotides. Its product is annotated as casein kinase I. The transcript has 6 exons. Lineage: Eukaryota; Metazoa; Arthropoda; Insecta; Coleoptera; Nitidulidae. Gene Ontology annotation, molecular function: ATP binding; protein serine/threonine kinase activity. The record is from RefSeq and is a predicted model, not a curated record. Gene Ontology annotation, cellular component: nucleus; cytoplasm. The coding region runs from base 343 to 1398 and encodes 351 amino acids. Gene Ontology annotation, biological process: signal transduction; peptidyl-serine phosphorylation; negative regulation of canonical Wnt signaling pathway.